This is a messenger RNA of Frankliniella occidentalis (western flower thrips), 663 nucleotides long. Its product is annotated as peptidyl-prolyl cis-trans isomerase NIMA-interacting 4. The record is from RefSeq and is a predicted model, not a curated record. NCBI's taxonomy places the organism in Eukaryota, Metazoa, Arthropoda, Insecta, Thysanoptera, Thripidae. Gene Ontology annotation, biological process: rRNA processing. Gene Ontology annotation, molecular function: DNA binding; peptidyl-prolyl cis-trans isomerase activity. The transcript is spliced from 3 exons. The coding region runs from base 120 to 503 and encodes 127 amino acids.
ACUCCUCAUAUUGGCAACGCUGCUAUAUUUUAUCAAAAGAGGUUAGGUUGCCUGUGGUUGAUUCGUAAACACCACACUUUGAGUGAAAAUUAUUCAGUACUUGUCCUGAUUAGAACAUCAUGCCCCCCAAAAAGGGCGGUGAGAAGAGUAAGGGAGCUGCCAAGUCUGCGAAAGACGAUAGUGACAAAGGCGGCAAGGAAAAGAAAGGAGGAAAUGCUGUCAAGGUUCGACAUAUUUUGUGUGAGAAACAGUCCAAAAUUCUUGAAGCUAUGGAGAAACUAAAAGGAGGCAUGAAAUUCCAAGAAGUUGCUACUCAGUACAGUGAAGACAAAGCAAGACAGGGGGGCGAUUUAGGAUGGCAAAUACGUGGCGCAAUGGUAGGACCUUUUCAAGAGGCAGCUUUUGCACUUCCGAUUUCCAAUUUAAACAGUCCUAUCUAUACAGAUCCUCCUAUCAAGACUAAAUUUGGGUAUCAUAUAAUUAUGGUUGAGGGUAAGAAAUAAUUCAAACAUUUCUUUAACUCUUUUUUGUGAUAAUACAAUUUCUGAAGCUGCUGCUUUGGUUGGAACUGUUGUACAACAUAUUUCCCUUUCUUCUUAAUAUUUGUGAAGCUGAAUGGUCAAUUCAUGAUAUUAUUUGAAAUACAUAAUUAACUAACUGGAA